AUUUGUUUUGCUUGAAACCCAAUCAAAACAAGUCUGCUCAUCACCCAAGACUAGGCUCGCGACUAGCCUGACGUAUACUACGAGUUACCUACUAGCCUCCCAUAGUUGUUCCUAAGAGGGUUACCCAAAUCGAGAUCUUGUACACAACAAAGACGCAUUGAACUUGCAGCUUGAAGGCGCCGCUGUCUCCCCGCCCCAUGUCUUCUUCAUCAACCGCGAAUCCUUCUGCGGCGGACGAAACACUCCGCGCCCAAAUCUUCCAGCGACUCCACCCUCGCGUAUACCUAGAAAGAUUCAUCGCCGAAAAAAUCAGACCAGACGGACGGACAUUCGAUGAAUGGCGCAACGUUUCUGUGAAUGUCGGAUCGAUAUCAACGGCUGAUGGCUCUGCUCUUGUGCGUAUGGGAGAUACUACGAUCGUUUGCGGCGUCAAGGCAGAAAUAGCUGAACCUGAGCUUGAUCGGCCUGACCAAGGGUUUUUAGUUCCCAACAUCGACUUGCCCGCGAUCUGCUCUCCGAAAUUCAAACCGGGUCCUCCAACAGAAGAAGCUCAAGUCCUCUCUGAUAGAUUGAACGAAGCACUCGUCGCCUCAGGCGCGCUUUCUUUAGAUUCGCUCUGCAUUCACCCCGGGAAGGCUGUGUGGACGCUUUAUGUGGAUUGCACAUGUAUAAACUACGAUGGGAAUGCGUUUGAUGCGGCGCUGGUAGCUAUGUUGGGCGCGCUUAGAAAUACUACACUGCCAAAAGCCACUUAUGACGACGAAACGGGGCGUACGACGUGUUCGCGAAAAACGAGAUCACCUCUACUGUUGAAUCGAAAUUUUGCUUCGACGUCGUUUGGGGUGUUGGACAAAUCGCACGUUCUCUCAGAUCCGACUGCAUUUGAAGAACCUCUGAUGGAUGUUACAUUGACGGUCAUUGUAGACGAGCGAGGGGAACUUAUCAGCACGAUGGAGUCGGGCGGCGCCAUUUCGGAAGAGACGCUGUUGCAGUGUAUUAGUAGAGCGAAAGAAAGAGCUUUGCAGCUGCAGAAGCUGUUUUGAUUUCAUUCGUUGAUUUUACUGGACGGGUGAUGAGUUUGUCGGUCGGGCGGCGGCCAGGUGAUCCGGGCUGCAUGAUGUCAGAUCUGAGUGACACAAUAAUUUCUGGCAGCUUCAAGAUCAGGCAUGUCAGAAUCAGUACAGAGCAUGUGGG
Suillus paluster is the source of this 1194-nucleotide messenger RNA. Its product is annotated as ribosomal protein S5 domain 2-type protein. Gene Ontology annotation, cellular component: nuclear exosome (RNase complex); cytoplasmic exosome (RNase complex). The transcript is spliced from 6 exons. The coding region runs from base 198 to 1043 and encodes 281 amino acids. Lineage: Eukaryota; Fungi; Basidiomycota; Agaricomycetes; Boletales; Suillaceae. The record is from RefSeq and is a predicted model, not a curated record. Gene Ontology annotation, biological process: nuclear mRNA surveillance; nuclear polyadenylation-dependent rRNA catabolic process; TRAMP-dependent tRNA surveillance pathway.